Messenger RNA from Thalassophryne amazonica, 4072 nucleotides. RefSeq names its product adenylate cyclase type 3-like. Bases 498 to 3773 code for a protein of 1091 amino acids. NCBI's taxonomy places the organism in Eukaryota, Metazoa, Chordata, Actinopteri, Batrachoidiformes, Batrachoididae. The transcript is spliced from 20 exons. Gene Ontology annotation, biological process: cAMP biosynthetic process; adenylate cyclase-activating G protein-coupled receptor signaling pathway; intracellular signal transduction. Gene Ontology annotation, molecular function: adenylate cyclase activity. The record is from RefSeq and is a predicted model, not a curated record. Gene Ontology annotation, cellular component: plasma membrane.
UGUGGCGUUAAUGAUCUCUUCUCAUCAUGUCACAUAUCAUUACCACAUUUCCCAAGACAUGAUUGCACUCUGGCGGUUACUGUGGUUUCAUCCUAGCAACAGUAACAGAGGACUUGGUGUUUUGAAAAGGAGGGGGAGUGGAAGGAGAGACAAGCAGAAAAUAAUUUCAGAAGGCAGAAAAGCAUCUGAGAAUGGACCCUGAAGCACAGGUAUCAACCACGAUGAAGAGACAUGUUUGUUGGUGCGUCAGCAAAUGGAGUUCUUCAACCUUUAUCAGUUCAUAUCACCAGCUUGAACCUCAAGUUUUUGUUGGUCUAUCACAGAGUUGAGCUGGAAGAAGUUUUUCCCUUGAGUGCAACGACGAUUGAAUUGUCACUUAAAUCCCUAGAAUGGAUUUUCCUUUGAUGGGGGCAGGAUGGGAUGUGUCACAACUUUUCUUCUGGGAACUCUGAGACGAGUGCUGGACGGCAGUAUUGAGCCAGUAGGUUUGACCCAUAAUGUCUGUGAACCGAGUCCAUGCAACGGGCAUGGAGCAGUCUGUGGAAUACUCCGGAGAGUAUUCGGUGGCCGUUCCAUCCGAUACCCGUCGGACUCGUGAAGUAACGGUGUUUCAGUCGGGCUACUGCCGCUUGUUGCCGAGCACUGUGCAUCGCACCUUCGUCCCCGAGACCUUGGAGAGGAUUUAUCAGAACUACUUCCGCCAGCAGCGACAAGAGAACCUCAUGGUGUUGGUGAUGUUUGCGGCUCUUUUUAACAGCUACGUCAUUGUCAUGUGUGCGGUGCUGUACACUGCGGACAAGCUGACGAUGGUGGUGGUUGCAGCUGUGGGACUUGCAGCAGAUGUUGCGCUCUAUGCAAUGUGCUGGUUUCGGAGACUCCCCACGUCACCGGCCUUACGUGGUGCAAUACCCUACAUCCUGUGGCUGAUGGUCACCGUCCACAUUUUGUGUUACAUGACACUCAACUACCAACUUUUCCCCAACGCCAGCGACUCAGUGGGUUGGCAAGCGUUUUUUAGCUUCUCCUCGUUUCUGAUGCUGCCGCUCAACCUGAUACCUCUGAUCCUGCUCACAGCCCUCGCCUGUGGCGUGCAUACUUUGGUUCUUGGAAUCACCGUGGCUCAAAAGCUUGAGGAUAGCGCACAGGCCCCCAUGUUGGUGCGACAGCUUAUGGCCAACGUGAUGCUGUACCUGUGUGCAGCCACAGUGGGUGUGAUGUCGUUCUACAUGGCAGACAGAAAGUACAGAACUGCAUUUUUGGAAGCACGUCAGUCACUACAGGUCAAACUCACUUUGGAGGAGCAGAGCACUCAGCAGGAGGAAUUGUUGUUAUCCAUCCUGCCCAAGCACAUAGCUGAUGAGAUGCUGCAGGGCAUGAAGAACCAGGCCAAUCAGGAAGAGGUCCAGCAGCAGCAGUUCAACACCAUGUACAUGUACCGCCAUGAAAAUGUCAGUAUCCUGUUUGCUGACAUUGUCGGCUUCACGCAGCUGUCGUCAACCUGCAGUGCGCAGGAGCUGGUAAAGCUGCUCAAUCAACUGUUUGCACGCUUCGAUAAACUGGCAGCGCAACAUCACCAGUUGAGGAUUAAAAUCCUGGGAGACUGUUACUACUGUAUCUGUGGUCUUCCUGAGUACAGAGAGGACCACGCAGCCUGCUCCAUAAUGAUGGGCCUAGCAAUGGUAGAAGCCAUCUCGUAUGUCCGAGAGAAGACUAAAACUGACGUGGACAUGCGUGUGGGUGUCCACACAGGCACUGUGUUGGGUGGAGUCCUGGGGCAAAAGCGGUGGCAGUUUGAUGUUUGGUCCACUGACGUCACAGUAGCCAAUAAGAUGGAGUCUGGAGGGAUUCCUGGGAGAGUGCACAUUUCCCACAGUACCAAGGAAAGCCUAAGGGGCGAAUUUGAACUGGAGCCAGGCAAUGGCGGAGAAAGGUGUGAAUACCUGCUGGAGAAAGGCAUCGAUACUUACUUGGUCCGAGUACCCAAGCAGAACAGAAAUGUGCUCGGUGGAAAUAAACCAGGUUCACUGUCCAACAGAAAUUCAAGUCAGAUAAUUAAUACAACUGCAGCCAUUGGGAACGUCAGCUCACCGCAAACCAUGCCCACCGACUCGAAACAUGAGAAGAAUAAGAUGGUUAAGGAACAAGUGAUCAACCAGCGAUUGCAGCAGGAGUUGGUGGAGAGAGAAAACCAGCAAAUAAUGAAGGAGCAUCAAAUCAGCCCGGUCUCACUGCGUUUUGUGGACAAAAUGUUAGAGGAACACUUCUCCUCAGAGAAGGAGAAGCGAAGCGGAGCUGCCUUCUGUUGCUCCAUGGUAGUUCUGCUCUUCAUCACAGCAAUGGAAGUGUUUAUAGACCCAUUGUUGACUGUGAACUACAUAACUCUUGCCAUAGGAGAGAUCCUCCUGCUCAUCCUCACUGUGUGCACAGUUGCUGCAGUCUUCCCCAGGAUGUUCCCUAAGAGGUUGGUGUCUUUCUCAGUCUGGAUUGAUCGCACACGGUGGGCCAGGAACAUUUGGGCUAUGGCAGCCAUAUUUGUUCUCACGAUGGCUGUGAUUGCCGACAUGCUAAGCUGCAUUCCACCAUCUCUCCGAGUCUUCAACGGCACCUUGGGUCCCAUCCUGGAGUCGUUAAGCGAUCGCACAUGCACAGAGAAUCCGAAGCAUUACAGCUUCAUGGCUGUGAUGUCACUGGUCGCAACUGCCAUGCUUGUGCAGGUCAGCCACCUGAUUAAACUCAGCCUAAUGGUGCUGGUGGUCACAGCAACUGGAGCCGUGAACAUCUACAGCUGGCGGGACAUUUAUGACCUGUAUGACUACUUACGCUUUGCCAGAUACAGAACUUCCAUUGUACCAUCCAAGUACCUUAUGACUAUGAUGAUCAUAGUCAUGAUGAUUGCCUUCUACUACUUUGCCCGCCAUCUGGAGCAACAAUCUAGGAAGCUGUUCCUGUGGAAGAUCGGCGUGCACAACCAGAAGGAGAGGGUGCUGGAGAUGAGACGCUGGAAUGAAGCUCUGGUCACCAACAUGUUGCCUGAACAUGUGGCCAAACAUUUUUUGGGCUCAAAGAAGCGAGACGAGGAGCUCUACAGCCAGUCUUAUGAAGAAAUAGGUGUGAUGUUUGCUUCCAUCCCCAACUUUUCUGAUUUCUACACUGAAGAAAGCAUCAACAAUGGAGGCCUCGAGUGUCUCCGCAUUCUCAAUGAGAUAAUCUCAGACUUUGACAGCUUACUCGACAGAGACGAGUUCCGCUGCAUCACUAAGAUCAAGACAAUAGGAAGCACCUACAUGGCCGCCUCAGGACUCACUCCAGAGAGCAACACUAAUGGAUUCUGCAGCCUGAAGGACAAGUCCCUGAUGGAGCGCUGGCAGCACCUCGCCGACCUGGCAGACUUUGCUUUGGCUAUGAAAGUCACCCUGAACAACCUCAACAAGCAGUCCUUCAAUAACUUCAUGCUACGCAUUGGUCUGAAUAAAGGCGGAGUCUUGGCUGGAGUGAUUGGCGCUCGGAAACCUCACUAUGACAUCUGGGGCAACACGGUCAACGUUGCCAGCAGGAUGGAGUCAACCGGAGUUAUGGGAAAUAUCCAGGUGGUGGAGGACUGCUAUGAUGUGCUAAAAGCAUACGGCUUCCGCUUUAUCCGAAGAGGGCCCAUAUUUGUGAAAGGCAAAGGGGAGCUGCUGACUUUCUUCAUGAAAGGCAAAGACAAAGUGAACACAAACGACGAUGCCUCGGUGACCACGGCUCUACCUCACCAAGUUCUUAAUCGCCCUUAAAACCAUCAACUUGGACAAACAAGCCCACAUAUGGGCCCUUCCAUUGGAUUUAUGCUGACAUUUUCCAAAAGAAGUAGAUCAACACAACAACGUAUCAUAAGGACAGUGAAACACAAAGAUUUCACUCUCAAAUUAUGAUAUUUUGUAUAUUUGUAUAGAAUCAUUAAGGAACAUAAUGACACAUUAAAGGUUUGUCACUUUCCACUUGAUCAAUAUCAGAACUGUGAUAUAUACUAGUUUGUUAUUUUAUGGGUACCCGUUUGUUCUGGUUUUGUAAAACAAUAAAGCUUCAUAAACUC